Messenger RNA from Wyeomyia smithii (pitcher-plant mosquito), 585 nucleotides. RefSeq lists its product as uncharacterized. The transcript has 2 exons. The record is from RefSeq and is a predicted model, not a curated record. NCBI's taxonomy places the organism in Eukaryota, Metazoa, Arthropoda, Insecta, Diptera, Culicidae. Bases 1 to 585 code for a protein of 194 amino acids.
AUGACGCUAGGAGAUCUGCACAAUCUGCUCAAACGUGAAAUUCAGUCGUCGACAGACGAAAUCCAACGUAGCAUUAUGGAAAUGAAGGACGAGUUGAGGAAACUUGGCACCGAAGUCAGUCAUGCACAGGUUUCAUCGCAGCUAGCUACCAUAGACCGUGAUCUCAACUACAUCCAACAAGAACAGCUAUCGAAUAAUAUGUUACUGUCGAACGUUAUCAAAACCACCGAUGAAGAUCUUUGUGCAAUUAUGUGUAAAAUAAGCGAGACUUUGGGAGUUGAGCUGUUCGACCGUGAUAUUUUCGCAAUCACCCGUUUAUCGACGAGGAACGCUAAGCAAAUCGAGCCAAUCUUGGUACAAUUCUCUAACCGGGUUGUGAAGGAAAAAUUAAUGACAGCAGCGAAGAAUAUCACACUAUCUUGUCGGAGCAUUGGAUUUUCGAUCGAUCAGCGAAUCUACUUGAACCAUCACCUAACGCCGAAGAAUCAAACUUUGCUACAAGUAGUUAGAGCCUACAAGAGGGAGCACAGCUACAAAUUCGCAUGGUUUAAUAGGGGCUACAUCUACAUCAAAAACCUAAAUUAA